GAUGAAAACUGAAGACUGAAGCAGGUCAGUGUUCCGGAUUGACCUCUCAGACUGACUUCAGAUCAGAAGAUGAGUGAUUGUGUGGAGGAAGAGGAGGACAGAGCAGAGCCUCCAGUCUCUGGCUGUCUGUCUAUGAAGAGUGAUCAGUCUAAAGAUGAUCCUCUGACCUUCAGUAAUGAACCUGGACCCUCAGAGUCAAAAGUUCAGUUCAGACAGAGAGCAGAGUCUCCAGUACCCAGCUGUCUGUCUGUGAAGAGUGACGGGUCCAUGUUGAAUCCUCCAGACUUCAGUAAUGAACCUGGACCCUCAGACACAAAAGUUCAGUUCAGACAGAGCGCAGAGUCUCCAGUACCCAGCUGUCUGUCUAUGAAGAGUGACGGGUCCAUAGAUCAUCCUCCAGACUUCAGUAAUGAACCUGAACCCUCAGACACAAAAAAGAAGAAGAGAAAAGAGGACUCAGUAAAACACUUGAACUUUACUCCUGUCUUCGACUUCUCUGAAUCCUUAUUGUUAGCUAUCUGUCAGUUUUUGCGUAAGUGCAACACGCAUCAGGGACAGAAUAGGAAUGUUUACUUUUACAACUCUGAAAUGCUGUGUUUGUCUCACACUUGUCUCUCUCUUUCAGCAGAUAGUGGUCCGCAGGAGGUUUUAUAUGAACAUAAGAUCAGUCUGAGGAGGAGAUGUGAACGUGUGACUGAAGGAACUGAUAAAACAGAAAGUGGAACCCUCCUCAGCAGGAUCUACACUGAGCUCUACAUCACAGAGGGACAGAGUGAAGAGGUUAAUACCCAACAUGAGGUGAGGCAGCUUGAGACAGCCUCCAAGAAGAAGACCCUCCAUGACACCCCAAUCAAGUGCCAGGAUAUCUUUAAAGCUUUACCUGACCAACAGGGACACAUCAGAGUUGUUUUGACGAACGGCGUCGCUGGCGUUGGAAAAACUUUCUCAGUGCAGAAGUUCACUCUGGACUGGGCAGAGGGCUUGGAAAACCAAGAUGUCAGUCUGGUGAUUCUGCUUUCGUUCAGGGAGCUGAACUUGAUCAGAGAUGAGCAGUACAAUCUUCUCAGGCUGCUCCAUGUUUUCCAUCCAACAUUACAGAAGAUCACAGCAGAGAAGCUUGCUAUCUGUAAAGUUCUGUUCAUCUUUGACGGCCUGGAUGAAAGCAGACUUUCACUGGAUUUCAAGAACAAUGAGGUUGUGUCUGAUGUCACCCAGAAGUCAUCAGUCAACGUGCUGUUGACAAACCUCAUCCAGGGGAAUCUGCUUCCCUCAGCUCUUGUCUGGAUAACUUCCCGACCUGCAGCAGCCAAUCAGAUCCCUCCUGCAUGUGUUGACAGGGUAACAGAAGUACGAGGCUUCACUGACGCCCAGAAGGAGGAGUACUUCAGGAAUAGAGUCAGUGAUGAAGAGCUUUCCAGCAGAAUCAUCUCACACAUCAAGACAUCCAGGAGCUUCCACAUCAUGUGUCUAAUCCCAGUCUUCUGCUGGAUCACUGCUACAGUUCUGGACCACAUGUUGACUACAGACCAGAGAGGAGAGCUGCCAAAGACUCUGACUGACAUGUACUCACACUUCCUGUUGGUUCAGACAAAGAGGAAGAAGCAGAAGUAUGGUGAGGAACGUGAGACAAGUCCACAGAAGCUGACGAAGGCUGACAGGAAAGUUCUUCUGAAGCUGGGGAGGCUGGCGUUUGAACAGCUGGAGAAAGGAAACAUCAUGUUCUACCAAGAAGACCUGGAGCGGUGUGGUCUUGAUGUCACAGAGGCCUCGGUGUACUCAGGAGUUUGUACAGAGAUCUUCAAAAGAGAGUGUGUGAUCUUCAAGAAAACAGUCUACUGCUUUGUUCACCUGAGCAUUCAGGAGUUUCUGGCUGCAGUCUACAUGUUCCACUGUUACACAAACAGCAACACAGAGGUACUGGAGGCCUUCCUGGGAGAAGACUACAAGCACAGAGAGUCAGACCCAGUGUCUUCUUUCAAGAACAUCUUUAAGCAUUUUGGAAGCAAUGCUAGUCGUGGCCCAUCUCUGGAUGUCUUCCUGAUGGGAGCCAUGGAGAAAUCCCUUGAAAGUAAAAAUGGCCACCUGGACCUGUUUGUUCGCUUCCUUCAUGGCCUCUCUCUGGAGUCCAACCAGAAGCUCUUAGGAGGUCUGCUGGGUCGGACAGACAACAGUCCAGAAAUCAACCAGAGAAUCAUCAACAACCUGAAGGAGAUGAACAGAGAUAAAACCUCUCCUGAAAGAAGCAUCAACAUCUUCCACUGUCUGACAGAGAUGAACGACCACUCGGUACAUCAGGAGAUCCAAGAGUUCCUGAAGUCAGAAAACAGGUCGGAGAAGAAACUCUCAGAGAUCCACUGCUCAGCUCUGGCCUACAUGCUGCAGAUGUCAGAGGAGGUUCUGGAUGAGUUGGACCUUAAUAAGUACAAAACAACAGACCAGGGACGACUGAGACUGAUUCCAGCUGUGAGGAACUGCAGAAAAGCUCAACUUUCUGACUGCGGACUCUCGGAUACUCACUGUGAAGUUGUGGCCUCAGCUCUGAAGUCCAACCCCUCCCAUCUGAGAGAGCUGGACCUGAGUGACAACGACCUGUAUGAUUCAGGAGUGAAUCUGCUGUUUGCUGGACUGGAGAGUCCAAACUGUAGACUGGAGACUCUCAGAUUGAUUAGCUGCAGUUUGUCAGAGAUCAGCUGUGCUUCUCUGGCCUCAGCUCUGAAGUCCAACCCCUCCCAUCUGAGAGAGCUGGAGCUGAGUAACAACAAGCUGGAGGCUUCAGGAAUGAAGCUGCUGUCUGAUCUUGUGGAGAGUCCACACUGUAGACUGGAGACUCUGAGAUUGAGGAGCUGCAGUUUGUCAGAGAUCAGCUGUGCUUCUCUGGUCUCAGCUUUGAAGUCCAACCCCUCCCAUCUGAGAGAGCUGGAUCUGUGUGGAAACGAGCGUCAGUAUUCAGAUGUGAAACUGCUGUCUGAUCUUGUGAGGAGUCCACACUGUAGACUGGAGACUCUGAGAUUGAGGGACUGCAGUUUGUCAGAGAUCAGCUGUGCUUCUCUGGCCCCAGCUCUGAAGUCUAACCCCUCCCAUCUGAGAGAGCUGGAUCUGAGUGGAAACAACCUGUAUGAUUCAGGAGUGAAGCUCUUUUGUGGGUUUCUGGAGAGUCCACACUGUAGACUGGAGACUCUGAGACUGGGAGACUGCAGGUUGUCAGAGAUCGGCUGUGCUUUUCUGACCUCAGCUUUGAAGUCCAACCCCUCCCAUCUGAGAGAGCUGGAUCUGAGAUACAACAAGCUGAAGGAUUCAGAUGUGAAGCAGCUGUUUUAUCUUGUGAAGAGUCCACACUGUAAACUGGAGACUCUGAGUUGGAGAUGCUUAUCUCUGUCAGAGUGAGUGAUCAGAAAAGUGGAUGUGUUGAGAGGAUCAGCCGUGUCCUGAUGAUCCACAGAGGUUCACCACCUGGACCUGCAUCUUAUUUUGUCUUUUUUAUUCAUUCAUAUAUUCUGAACCCAAAGUGCCUCUGCAGAACAGUUUAUAUAGAUGUUCAUUUAAAUAGAUCUCUCUGCUAUGCUUUGUGUUGCACCUCCACCCUGUGUAACGAUGGAGUUUUGCUGUUUAUUUCCACAUAUUUCUAAAUAACAGUGGAAGUUGAUAAAGUUACCUUUCUAAACCCAAUACAAGCCAUUUCUCAUAUUAUAAAAGAUAAAUAUUUGCUUGUAACAAACAGAAAGAAUUAGAUAAAACCUGAAUUCAAUCAAGGCUUCAGUGAAGUUUCUCAACUGACUACAAACAGAUUAUGGGUGUUAAGUUCAAGUAAACAGACUAAUACAGGAAGUUCAAGUAAUUAUGUUGUGCUUUCAUUUUGGGGAACUCCUCUAAGAACUCUCUCUUUGAGGCUGACUUCAGGGGAGUGUUUUCAGGGAGUACACCUGAAACUUCAGCCACAGGUCUCCAGCUGGUUUCAGUUAGCUUGUUGGGCUGAACCAAUGCCAGGGAAGAGAGGGGAGAGUGGGCUAGAGGGGUUUGUUUAAGUUGGCUUUCUUUUGAUAUUUCUUCCAUUUAUCAUGCAUAUUAUUCAAUCUGUAUUAUGUAAUCAUUUGUAUGUUGUUUAUGUAAAUAUUAAAGUUAUAUUGUACAAGUUAAA
Molecule: messenger RNA, 4135 nt
Organism: Sebastes umbrosus (honeycomb rockfish)
Lineage: Eukaryota; Metazoa; Chordata; Actinopteri; Perciformes; Sebastidae
Product: NACHT, LRR and PYD domains-containing protein 12-like
Exons: 12
Coding region: 70-3384 (1104 amino acids)
Molecular function (GO): protein binding
Source: RefSeq, a predicted model, not a curated record